Messenger RNA from Girardinichthys multiradiatus, 2430 nucleotides. Its product is annotated as myocyte-specific enhancer factor 2A-like. The record is from RefSeq and is a predicted model, not a curated record. Gene Ontology annotation, biological process: cell differentiation; positive regulation of transcription by RNA polymerase II; heart development. The coding region runs from base 257 to 1693 and encodes 478 amino acids. NCBI's taxonomy places the organism in Eukaryota, Metazoa, Chordata, Actinopteri, Cyprinodontiformes, Goodeidae. Gene Ontology annotation, molecular function: DNA-binding transcription factor activity, RNA polymerase II-specific; protein dimerization activity; histone deacetylase binding. The transcript is spliced from 10 exons.
GGAGGAGCGAAGCGAGUUUGUCAGUUUCCUAAAUAUAGCGGACGGACAUUAGCAGUGCGUCUGUCUGUGCUGGGGAUUCUUUGAGAAAAAGACGGCAUUUAUACGAGCUGCUUGGGGGUGCGAAUCGCAGGCGAGCUGAUGCCGACAGAACAGCAGCUGACAUUGGGACACUCUGUUAAGGAUUGCCUGUUGAAUUUUUAACCACCUUGAGCCCGCUGGUAUUCCUCUUCGGCUGUUAGUGGAGUGUGUUUCGGCCAUGGGGAGGAAGAAGAUUCAAAUCACUCGGAUUGUGGAUGAGAGGAACAGACAGGUGACCUUCAUGAAGAGAAAGUUUGGUCUGAUGAAGAAAGCCUAUGAGCUGAGUGUCCUCUGUGACUGCGAAAUUGCCCUCAUCAUCUUCAACAGCUCCAACAAGCUAUUUCAGUACGCCAGCACUGACAUGGACAAAGUCCUGCUGAAAUACACAGAGUACAACGAACCCCAUGAGAGCAGAACCAACUCUGACAUUGUAGAGGCCCUGAAUAAGAAGGAGCACAGAGGUUGCGACAGCCCAGACAAUGACCCCUCCUAUGUCCUCACCCCCAGUACAGAGGAGAAAUACAAAAAGAUUAAUGAAGAUUUCGACAACAUGAUGAAAAGUCAUAAAAUAUCCACAGGUCAGCCACAGCAGCAUUUCAUGCAUGCAGCAUCAGGCAGCACAAUGUAUUGUCAUGGCGCUGGAGCAGGUGGUGGAGGAGGAGGAGGAGGAGGAGGAGGAGGAGGAGGAGGAGGAGGAGGAGGGGGGACCUCCCAGGCUUUAGCUGUAGCCACGGCAGUUCUGUCUGACAGUGGGAUUCUCUGCUCGCCUCACACACAUCCUCACAGAAACACAAACUCCUCACAAAGACCUCACAGUGCUGGAAACACAGGUGGCCUACAGGGCAGUUCAGAUUUGGCUUUGCACAAUGGAUCUGGAGCAGCUGUAAAUGGAUUCAUGGGCUCCAAUGGUGGAAGCAUUUUGGGGAAGAUUGGACCACCGAAAUCUUCUCCUUCUCUUCCCCAUCAAGAGAGCAGCCUGAUCCCCAGCAGCCGGAAAACCGAACUCCGAGUGGUCAUCCCUCAUUGCAAAGGAAUGAUGCUGAGUAACCAGCGGCUGAGCAGCAGUCAGUCCAGUCAGCUUCUGUCCACACCAGUGGUCUCCAUCGCCACACCCAGUCUGGCCCACCAGAGUCUGGGUUACUCUGGCAUCAACUCUGCCUACAAUAGCGAAUACUCCCUGAACAGUGCAGAGAUGGCAGGCUUCAGCUCGGCCAUAGGCCACUCUCUGGGCUCCAUGACAGCUUGGGAACAGCACCAGCUGACCUCCUUGGGAUCAGCAAGCUCCAAUCUCUCCAUCAACACCAACCACAACAUCAACAUCAAAGCUGAGCCCAUCUCUCCACCACGUGACCACUUCACCCAGCACGGAUAUAUAACCCAUCACACUGCCCCUCCUCCUCCUCAUGCCUCUUCAUCCACCCGGGGAGACUUAGGGAGGUCUCCUACCGGGAGCGUCAGCUCCUCCUGCAGCUCCCAUGAGGAUGCCAGCGACCGGGAGGAGCAGCAAUAUCAGCAGAAGCGACGUCCAGACCUCCACUCGCUCCUCGUGGGUCGGUCAGAGGGCAGAGAGAGCCCGACUGUAAAACGGAUGAGAAUGGACAGCUGGGUGACAUAGAAGCCUGGAGUCAUGUGACGACAUGGACGUCAGACAAAUGCAGCAGGGACACUUGUUAUGCAAAUAAAAUUAUGGAUUUUAUCCACACAUUCUGCUAAAUCUUCCUUAAAUUAUGUUUCUUCUUGAUUUUUAUUGUCUUUGUUUUUUUCCGGCUUUAAUGAUCAGAUUUUUAAAAAGAUCCACGCACCAUUAAUCUGGAAAGUCUUUGGAAAAUGUGGGACAUUAUUAAAUCCCAGCUGCAGUACAAUCACUUAUUUCUCAUCUGAUGGGAUGACAGAAGGAGGAAAAAAGCAUCACUGUCUUUCUCCCCCAUGGUCCAAUGUUUUUUGUUCCAAAAGCAGAGAAUUAGUGAAUAAUUUCUGAACUUCUCAGGGUGAGAAAGCAAUACUCCCUCCACUUCCCAUCUCUGUAAUCCUUCCUUAAAAAACACUUAUUUAUACCAGCCAAAGCAGUAUACUGUGCACACAACAUGUCUCAUCAUUUGAAAGCCACACCAUCUGAACUAUGUCUUCAUUGUUUUGUACAUAGUAUGUUUAUCAUUUAUCCCAUGCAUUGUAACAAAACAGUAUUGUCUGUUUUAUCUGACACUUCCACCAGGUUUUACAAAAAUACACUUUUAAAGAUGGUUUCUGUGUCUGUCUUAUGAUUGUUGUCAAAGACCCUUUUGUUAAAUCUGUUUUGUGAAGUUUCUAUCACCACUCUUAAUCUGCUUAAUAAAAUGUACAGUGACAGUUGCA